Molecule: messenger RNA, 714 nt
Organism: Protopolystoma xenopodis
Lineage: Eukaryota; Metazoa; Platyhelminthes; Monogenea; Polystomatidea; Polystomatidae
Source: the annotation of a GenBank genome assembly
AUGGAGGAUGGUAUGGGGAAACUGGAGGACGAUAUCACUUGGAGUCUCCUUCUCAAUCUAACUAAGCCUCAAACUGUCCUCAGACCGAAUUAUAAAGCUUGGAUAACGGGGCACGACUGGACGAAUUGGGGUAGUUUCCAAGGCGUAUAUCUUGUAGCCGCGAUAACGCCUCAAGGCGAAGCGAAGACAGGUACAGACCUGAGGGUACAGACCGGUCUGGGAAAGGGUGCUGUUCAGGUAUCUUUGGGGCAGCCUCCUUUCCGACCAAUACUACAGGCCAGAAUCGAUACGAUCAGCUUAUCAGUUCGGCCCAUCCCGUCCAGUCGGACGGAAUCGAUCUCCCAGUGGUCAUCACCAUUUAGCAUUCGACAACCCGUUCGUCUUGCUGCUAACCGGCCGGUGUCAGAGCCAGGUUUCCUGUCGCCUCGGCGCUGGUGUGCAAACAAUGAUACCGUCCCGACUGGCCACGUAACCAGCCUCAGCAUGACAGCAAACUUGGUUGGCAGGGUUAGAAGUGUCCCGUCGGUUCAGUGGGUCUCUGGGCCAGCGGGCAAUGACGCCGGUCACCGCGGCAAAAGAGGUGCCUCCAAGCGCUUGACCUCGGGUUUUGGUGGGUUCAGGUCAAGUGAAGAGCGUCCAGCGUCAUCGCACUUUAGACCUCAUUGCAUAAUCAUUCGGCGUUGGGAGUCCUUAGCCGCGACAGAGAAGGAUUGA